AUGAACUUGAUCAAGACAGUUGGGCCUAUCCACCACAUUCAGGGCAUUCUCAUUCCUAUCGAGGCGGCUCAUAUGCCACCACCUCAUUUCACCCCGACCAGAGCCGGGCCCUUUUCACCAUCCUCUGGAGCUGGUCUUUCCUCUUUCACUAAUGCUCAACUCACUGCCUUGGAGGGCCAUUACUCCCGAUUGGAGGCUCGGUUUGGCAGAGAAAGAGGGAGGCCUGGCGCCAUUCUCACGUCAUGGUGCACCAGCUGUUGUCCCGUCACAGACUAUACACCCACUACAAGGUUCCCUACUCUUCCACGCACUUCUACGAUUGUAGAAUGUUCUGCAUCCUUCUUGACUUUGAAACAUCAACCUCAAUUUGGACAAUCUCCAUGGUUAAACUCCUAA
Molecule: messenger RNA, 396 nt
Organism: Linum trigynum
Lineage: Eukaryota; Viridiplantae; Streptophyta; Magnoliopsida; Malpighiales; Linaceae
Source: the annotation of a GenBank genome assembly